Messenger RNA from Myiozetetes cayanensis, 1437 nucleotides. It is a transcript of the gene NAAA, whose product is annotated as N-acylethanolamine acid amidase. NCBI's taxonomy places the organism in Eukaryota, Metazoa, Chordata, Aves, Passeriformes, Tyrannidae. Gene Ontology annotation, cellular component: lysosome. Bases 33 to 1070 code for a protein of 345 amino acids. The record is from RefSeq and is a predicted model, not a curated record. The transcript is spliced from 11 exons. Gene Ontology annotation, molecular function: fatty acid amide hydrolase activity. Gene Ontology annotation, biological process: fatty acid metabolic process.
GGCUGGCCGCGAGCCCCGCGCUGUGCUGCGCCAUGGGCUGCGGGCCGUGGGCGCUACUGGCGCUGCUGUGCGGGGCGGCCGCGGCGGCGGCCCCGCUGCGCUGCAACGUGAGCUUGGACAGCCCGGCCGAGCAGCGCUGGCUGCCCGUGCUGAGACACUUCGACCCCGCCUUCCUGCGCGCCGCCGUGGCCCGGGUCAUCGACGAGAGCGUCCCGAAAUGGGUGCACCAGGUCAUCCGGCCCAUAGCAGCGGAGCUGGAGCAAUUCAUGCCGCAGCCCUUCGCGGGGGAGAUUGUGGGGAUGUGCCGAGCACUGGGAAUCAGUCUGGGAGACGGAAUCCUGCUCAACUUCGCCUACGAGUCCACUGCGUUCUGUACAAGCAUUGUUGCUCAGGAUGACAAAGGGAACAUCUACCAUGGUCGAAACCUGGAUUAUGAUUUUGAUGAUCUAUUGAGCAAGAUCACAGUUGAUGUGCAGUUUAUAAAGAGUGGGCAGGUAGCCUACCAAGGCACCACAUUUCUUGGCUAUGUAGGCUUAUGGACUGGACAAAGUCCACACAAGUUCACAAUCUCUGGGGAUGAACGAGAUGGUGGUAGGUGGUGGGAAAAUGCCAUAGCUGCUUUCCUCAAUCGGAAUUACCCUGUCAGCUGGCUGGUCCGGGAUACCCUGAGCAGAGCAGAGGAUUUCCAGUCAGCUGUUCUCAGACUGGCUGACAUUCCCAUCAUUGCUGAAGUUUACUAUAUUGUGGGAGGUGUGUCACCCAAAGAAGGCAUGGUCAUAACAAGGAACAGAAAAGGGCCAGCAGAUCUCUGGCCUCUGGAUCCUUUGGGUGGAGCGUGGUUUCGUGUGGAGACAAACUAUGACCACUGGACCACCCCUCCUCCUUUUGAUGAUCGCAGAACUGCAGCCAUCAAAGCUCUCAAUGCUACUGGACAGCAGAACAUCAAUUUUGAUACACUCUUUAAGGUGUUGUCAGUGAAGCCAGUCUUAAACAAUAACACAGUGUACACCACAGUGAUGAGUGCUGCGUUUCCUGCCAAGUACCAGACAUGGAUCCGAACUGAGCAGUGAAGAGCUGUAAGGAGCAGAGGUACUGGGUGAAAAGCUGAAGCUUUGCAAGAUCAGCAUAUGCUUUUAAAAUAACUCCUGGGAGCAGUACAGUCGUUGUGGCUUACUAAUUAUGUGAACCAUUUGGGAAACAGUGACUUGUUAACUCUUUGAAGUGCUGCGGGGGAUCCUCUUAAUGAACUGUAAUGGGUGUUUGAAUUUUAUUGUAACUGAUGUUGUAGCAGAUGUGACUGGUUAAAAAUGGCUUUUACUGGUUUUGGUAAGAGUUGUGUAACUGCAAUGUAGUUCUGUGCUAACAAAUAAAUUUUGUACUUUACAUGGCUGGUAGGUCUGAACAUGAUGAAAUAAAAAGAUGCUGCUGAUAGACUGA